AUGGAAAUCCCGAGCAACAAUGAUUUGUCAGCACUACAUGUUUGUGUCAAUAAAUCAUUUAAAACUCAUCAGUUCUUUGAAGUUACGACUACAGAGUCAUUGACAUAUCAGCCAGCACUAACACGUCAUUACAAUGGACUCUGCCGCUCGGGUAUUCUUCCUGAAGGUCAGAACGAGAAAUCUUUAAAGUUAAAUCAUUUUAAGAGCCAGAUCUAUACAUGGUUGAGCUCACAAUUCAUCAUACGCAUUGCUGGACAAUCGCACAGCCGAUAG
Messenger RNA from Chironomus riparius, 273 nucleotides. The record is from the annotation of a GenBank genome assembly. NCBI's taxonomy places the organism in Eukaryota, Metazoa, Arthropoda, Insecta, Diptera, Chironomidae.